GUCUGGCAGUCCCGUGGCUCUCUGCCCUUUGAAUUGGCCUCUUUCCGAUUCGUGCUGCCGAUAGCUUGCUCUCCAGCCGCUGCCAGUUCUAAGGGUGACCCCACCGGCCUUUCCUGCCUUCCUGCCUUUUCUCGUGCCCUGAGCAAGUGAACAUUGGCAGUUCAGGGACUUGCGCUCAAAGCUUCCCGACUGGGUGCCCGAUACCGACACAAAGCAGACCACCGACCACGGAUCAAUUUAUUUGUUCCGUCUCAACUUCCUCUGCCUACCUUACCCUUCCAGCGUCCCUCGACUGCGCUCUACACGUUCACUUGAUCUCACCUCUCAUCAUCUCUCCGCCAGGUCUAUCUCCAGCUGACUCUCUACUCACCGCCUCAACUUCCUGUGCAAACACCAGACAAUCCCCCAAACCUCCCCUCCGGACUCUUAUCAACCAUGUCUUCAGAUCUCACCUUCGCCGAGGUGUCCAAACACAACAGCAAGAAAGAUCUCUACCUUAUCAUCCACGACAAGGUCUAUAACGCCUCAUCUUUCGUCGAUGAACAUCCUGGCGGUGAAGAAGUCCUCCUCGAUGUCGGCGGUCAAGACGCUACCGAAGCAUUUGAAGAUGUCGGUCACUCAGACGAAGCCCGCGAAAUCCUCACAGGACUCUUGGUUGGAGAUCUGAAGCGGGUUCCUGGCGACCCAGCUCCCAAAAUUGGUGCUACCGACAAGAUUGCUGCUGGACCUGGAGGGAGAGAUGCUGGUACUGGUAUGGGUGUUGCUAUGUAUGUCGUCCUGCUUGUUGGCGCCGCAGCUGCAUACUUCGGAUACACAUAUAUGCAGAGCCAGGACUCCAAGUAAAUUUGCGCAAGUACAAAAGAGCGAAGAUACAGAACGGCCUUUCAGUGGACAAGUCCCCCGGGUGGAUCUGGCGGUAAUGAUCAGCAGUCUUUGAUUUUUGGUUGGGACAGAUAUGCAUUAAACGGGCAUGUUGCCAUUUCCCAGCCGGCGAGAUGAACAGCGUGCAUUGCACAUUUACUAGACGAGAAUCCAUCUUGCGCCUAGCUACGUAGACAGCAAACCACCAGAGCUACAAUCUUCAAGUUCAAUCCUUGUCGUACUCGCUAAUUCUGACAACAUGGGUAUAAUUGAA
Molecule: messenger RNA, 1135 nt
Organism: Exophiala xenobiotica
Lineage: Eukaryota; Fungi; Ascomycota; Eurotiomycetes; Chaetothyriales; Herpotrichiellaceae
Exons: 2
Coding region: 436-843 (135 amino acids)
Biological process (GO): sterol biosynthetic process
Cellular component (GO): intracellular membrane-bounded organelle; endoplasmic reticulum membrane
Molecular function (GO): heme binding
Source: RefSeq, a predicted model, not a curated record